Molecule: messenger RNA, 1714 nt
Organism: Limanda limanda (common dab)
Lineage: Eukaryota; Metazoa; Chordata; Actinopteri; Pleuronectiformes; Pleuronectidae
Product: claudin-3-like
Exons: 2
Coding region: 1-1143 (380 amino acids)
Biological process (GO): cell adhesion; bicellular tight junction assembly
Cellular component (GO): bicellular tight junction; plasma membrane
Molecular function (GO): structural molecule activity
Source: RefSeq, a predicted model, not a curated record
AUGUACUCCGCCGGCGUGGAGAUCCUCGGCAUGAUCCUGGCGGUGGCCGGGUGGCUGGGGGUGAUGGUGGCCUGCGGCCUGCCCAUGUGGCGCGUGGCCGCCUUCAUCGGUCAGAACAUCGUCAUCUCCCAGGUGAUCUGGGAGGGCUUGUGGAUGAACUGCUCGGUGCAGAGCACGGGUCAGAUGCACUGCCGGGUGCACGACUCCAUGCUGGGGCUGCCGGACGACCUGCAGGCGGCCCGCGCCCUGGUCAUCGUCUCCAUGGUGAUGUGCAUCCUGGGCAUCGGCCUGGCGGUGGCCGGGGCCAAGUGCACCAACUGCAGCCGGGACGUUAGCAGCAAGCCCAAGCUGGUGGUGUCGGCCGGAGGAACCUUCGUGCUGGCCGGGCUGCUGCUGCUGGUCGCCGUGUCCUGGACGGCGCACGCCAUCGUGCUGGGCUUCUACGACCCGAUGCUGGAGGAGACGGGCAAGAGGGAGUUCGACAUGCCUUCAGUGGGACUGGAGAUCCUCGGCGUGGCGUUCGGCGUGCUGGGAUGGAUCUCGGCCGUCAUGUCCUGCGCCCUGCCCAUGUGGCGCGUGACCGCCUUCAUCGGCGUGAACAUCGUCACGGCGCAGGUCACCUGGGAGGGCAUCUGGAUGAACUGCGUGGUCCAGAGCACCGGGCAGAUGCAGUGUAAAAUCCACGACUCCAUGUUGGCGCUGAGCGGCGACCUCCAGGCGGCGCGGGCCCUCACCAUCGUCUCCAUCCUGCUGGGCGUGCUGGGCGUCAUGGUGGCCAUCAUGGGGGCCAAGUGCACCAACUGCGUGGACGAGGAGGCGGCCAAGGCCCGGGUGAUGAUAGCCGCCGGCGUGGCGUUCAUCCUGGCCUCCCUGACCCAGCUCAUCCCGGUGUCCUGGUCCGCCAACACCAUCAUCAUGGAGUUCUACAACCCCAUCAUCCCCGAGGCGCAGAAGAGGGAGAUCGGCGCCGCUCUGUACCUGGGCUGGGCCGCCGCCGCCUUCCUGCUCAUCGGGGGCGGCGUCCUCUGCUCCAGUUGCCCCACGCAACCGGAGAAAAGGUACGGGCCGCCGUCCAAGAUGAUCUACUCGCAAACCAGGUCGGUCGCCCCCCCCAGUGACUACACCCGGAGAGACUAUGUGUGAACCUCUUGUGUUUGGACUCUUCACCAUCACGUGAGAGAAACGGCGUUUGAAUUGAAACACGGAUCUGAACUCGUCGGGUUGAGACGGAGACGAAGCUGCUGGAGGAGUGAAGCUACGACUUUAUAUGAGUGAUGUGAUGUUAAUCUUUAUUUUAUACUUAUAUUAAACUAUUCGUGAGAUUUGUUUCCUGCAUUUAGAGAACAAACUGCGGUCGUACUAUUUUUUAAAUGUUUUAACUGUGUUUCAUGAAAAAGCUUCAGAGUUAUUUGUGUGAUGUGAACUCAACACAAUCUGCAGGUGAUCUGUUGCAUGUUCGUCAUGGAUCCUGAUGACUUGGAUGCUUUUUGUUCUUGUGAAAAUGCUUUGCUUCCAAGAAAAUGUUUGUCUCCUCUCUCCCUUGUGUUUUUUGAUAGUUUUGUCAUCUGGGUCUUGAAACACAAAAGAAAUCUAUAUACAGUUGGGUUCUUUUUUUGUCCCACAAAGUCCAUAAGUUAAAGUGAAGAAGCAUCUUUGUCCAAAUCUCCUCAUCUGCAUCGUUGACGUGUUUUUUCAUUAAAGUUCUUGAUUUUGA